This is a messenger RNA of Colletotrichum higginsianum IMI 349063, 7815 nucleotides long. Its product is annotated as PKSN polyketide synthase for alternapyrone biosynthesis protein. Gene Ontology annotation, molecular function: fatty acid synthase activity; phosphopantetheine binding; 3-oxoacyl-[acyl-carrier-protein] synthase activity. Bases 1 to 7815 code for a protein of 2604 amino acids. Lineage: Eukaryota; Fungi; Ascomycota; Sordariomycetes; Glomerellales; Glomerellaceae. The record is from RefSeq and is a predicted model, not a curated record. The transcript is spliced from 7 exons. Gene Ontology annotation, biological process: secondary metabolite biosynthetic process; fatty acid biosynthetic process.
AUGUCUUGGUCAGCAGAGGUCAUUCCUGCAGAGGCUCAGCAAGAGCCUUUUAUUCUAUCACCUAGCAUUACGUCCGCUUCGGACGGCGGUCCAGCCACAGAAAGCAGUCAUGGGGGAACUCCAAGCCCUACUCCCGCUGGCAGGUUCCCUUGGUCUUCUGACCGAAACAUCGAUGAGCCUAUCGCUAUUAUAGGAAUGGCUUGCCGGUUCUCACAGGCGAAUUCACCGUCAAAGUUAUGGGAUAUGAUCAGCUCUGGUAGAACUGGACACUCGAGCAUCCCAGAAAGAAGUUGGGCCCCCGAAGCAUGGUACCAUCCUUCAAGACAUCGUGCCGGUGGCAUUUGCGCUACCUCGGGUCACUUCCUCGACGAUGUCUCUGGUUUCGAUGCUCCGUUCUUCUCCAUCGCCGCCAACGAGGCCGCAGCCAUGGACCCGAUGCAACGGCUCGGGUUGGAAAUCGCGUACGAGGCAUUCGAGAAUGCUGGCAUUCCCAUGCAGAAACUUGCCAAGAGCACUACGGCUGUGUACAGCGGGGCGAUGACCAACGACUACCAGAUGCUUGCAGAAGCCGACCCAUACCGACUUGGUGUAAACUCCGCAGCCGGGACUGGCAAGUCUAUGUUGUCUAACCGGAUAUCGUGGUUCUUCGACCUUCAAGGCCCUAGUCUUACUGUUGAUACGGCCUGUUCUUCAAGCCUGUACGCCGUACACCUGGCUUGUCAGUCGAUACGAACGGGCGAGUCCGAUCAGGCAUUGGUGACCGGACAUAAUCUCAUAGUGAACCCGACGCUUUUCUCUCAACUUUCGGCCAUGCAUAUGGUCAGCCCCGAUGGUAUCAGUCACUCAUUCGACGCGGCAGCAAAUGGAUACGGGCGUGGAGAAGGCAUUGCGGGCUUGGUGCUGAAACGUCUUUCUUCAGCGCUCGCCGACGGCGACGUGAUCCGCGCCGUGGUUCGAGCGACAGGCGUCAACUCGGACGGGAAGACGCCUGGGAUCACCGUGCCGAGCGAAGAUGCCCAGGCUGAGUUGAUCCGGAGAGUCUACGAGGGGGCAGAUCUAGACAUGGCGCGGACCGCCUAUUUUGAAGCACACGGCACCGGAACACCGAAAGGAGACCCGAUCGAAGUACGUGCCAUACGCGCAACAAUCGCCGCUGCUCGGAAGCUUUAUCACGCGGGGCCACUCUAUGUCGGCAGCGUGAAGCCCAAUAUCGGCCACACCGAAGGUUGCGCCGGGCUGGCAGGCCUCAUCAAGACGGUGCUCUGUCUCGAAGCUGGCGUGAUCCCGCCGGUGGCAGGCCUACGCGAAAUCAACCCGGAGUUACUCGAACAUGAUUCCAACUUGAUUUUCCCAACUGUCGCUGUACCGUGGCCAGCCGCAGGGUUGAGGAGGGCGAGCAUCAACUCGUUCGGUUUUGGGGGCGCAAACGCUCACGUCGUUCUCGACGAUGCGCGGCAUCAUCUCGAAGGAAGCCAGAACAAUGGCCGACACAUCACCAGAACCUCUGACGAGAGCAUCUGCACACAACGGAAUACUGAAGCCGCGCUGAACUACGACCAGACGGAAACGCAACAGUUACUAUUCGUCCUAUCUUCUUUCGACCGCAAAGGACUCGGACGGAAUGCUAAAUCACUCGAAACCUUCUUGGCCGAGCACAAGACAGCUGGUCUCUCGGCAUUGGCGCACAUCCUGGCGGCAAAACGAACGGCUCACGCUUUCCGCGGCUUUGUCGUUGCGACGACACGAGAGGAGUUGGUGUCGAAGCUCCUGUCUGCUGACGGCCAUUUAACGCCGCUGCCUGUGCUUCGGUCCUCUCAGAACAGGCGACUCGUCUUCUUACUCACCGGCCAAGGUGCCCAGAGACCAGGCAUGGCGAAGGAACUUCUUACCACUUGCUCCGUCUUCCGAGAUAGCAUCGCAAGCAGCCAAAAGCAUCUGCAGAGCCUGGGGUGCGAGUGGGACCUCGCCGAUCUUCUAGUUCAGGCGUGUGCCGAGACUCUGAACGAUGCAAAGUACUCCCAGCCGGCUUGUACGGCAGUGCAGAUUGCCUUGAUCGAUCUUCUCCGUCACUGGGGUGUGGUUCCAUCGGCGGUAAUCGGCCACUCAUCCGGAGAACUCGCGGCGGCGUUUGCUGCGGGGGCCAUCUCUCACAAAGACGCCAUACGCGUGGCCUAUUAUCGUGGUUUUCUCUCAACCAAAAUCAGUUCACUGGUGGGACGACCUGGCGCGAUGCUUGCCGUCGGGUUGUCUGAACUAGACGCCAGUCGGUUCCUGGAAGAGAACGGCCUGGAUACCGAGAUCACGAUAGCCUGCGUCAACAGCCCGAGCAGUGUAACAAUGUCGGGUCCAUCUACGGCGAUAUCCCUAGCCGAAGAGGCUCUCCGCAAAGCCCAGAACUUUGUUCGACUGUUACGCACAGGGGGAGUCGCAUACCACUCUCCUGAUAUGAACGUCGUCGGUGAUGAAUUCUUUCGCUGCCUGGGGCCCUUGCAGUCAUCCCGAGACCGGUGUCUGCAAGUGCCCAUGUACUCGUCUGUGACGGAGCUCCGAGUAGAGGAUGCGAGAACUUUGACUCCAGCAUACUGGCAUCUGAACAUGACUUCACCGGUUCGGUUCGCCGGUGCUCUCCACAAUCUUCUCUCCUCCCGAGAUUUGGAUACGCAAGGGUGUCCGCCGGACACGCAGCACUGCACUGUUCUAGAGAUUGGACCUGCAAAGACGCUCGCUGGCCCGGUUACCCAAAUCAUGGCCAACAUUGAUGGACCUCAAAAGUCCGAAAGUGUCCCAUAUCUCUCGAUGCUAUCAGCCAAUGAAGACUCACGUCUUUCUACGCUGACUGCUGCCGGGAUGCUUUGGUCUCUUGGUGUACCCAUAGACUUGAACAAAGUCAACGACCUGGGAUCUUUCGUCCACAAGCGUCAACUACCGGAGCUGCCCAUUCUACCACCAUACGCGUGGAACCACGACAAGUCCUACUGGCAUGAUGCCAUGCCGGCCUUGGUCGGCCUUCGCGGGGACAAAACCCCACGCAUCGAUCUUCUUGGCACACCUGUGUUACCACGAAACCCGUUUGAGCCGGCAUGGCAUAACGUACUGCGGAUCAACGAGCUUCCCUGGCUCGUUGAUCACGUCGUCGAUGGGGCGGCGUUGUUCCCUGCGGCAGGUUACCUAGCCAUGGCCAUCGAGGCAGUCCGCAGUCUAGCUCGAGACCAGAACCAGCUUUUCUAUGGCUUCGAACUCAUGGACGUCACGUUUGAGAACAGCCUGAUGGUCAGCAAAGAUACGGAAGACGAGAACCAUAAAGGGCAAGCCGUUUCUUUGACGCUGAAACCGGAUACCCAUGAUGAUUGGGUCUUUGAGUUCGCCGUUUACGCUGUUUCGACCGUCCCUGAGCAAUGGCAAAGGCUGGCCAAAGGUACUGUUGUCGGCCUCAUUGCCGACAAGACUAAUGGAGGUGUGCCUGCGGACUUUGAGCAGCAAGAGCGGGAAAGACAAUGGCACAAUGAAAAGCGACCGCUUCUCCACAACAUCAAAAUGGCGGCAAACAAGCACGUCGAGACCAAGGCAUUCUAUGCUCAUCUUGCCAGUAUCGGCCUCGAAUAUGGUCCGACGUUCCAAGGACUGAAUGCCAUCCGCUGUACAACGGACAUGGAGCCUCAAGGACACGGCAAAGCCUUCGGAGAGUGCAUUGUCCCAGAUUCGCGGUCAACCAUGCCUGAGUCUUACGAGCACGACUAUCUCAUCCACCCUGCAACUCUGGAUAGCCUGUUCCAACUCGUUUUUGCGGCUUUGCAGUCCGACUCGCAUGGAGAAAUGACGCUGGCUUCGAUACCCAUCUCAGUCCGCAGAGUCUUUAUUGCUAGUACCGUGCCUCGUAGCUCGGGUGCUCGCCUCGUCGGGAUGGCUGCUUCAAAGCGCUUGGCCGACAAGAACUCGGACUCGAGGCAUGCGGAUACCAGCUCGUCAGACCUGACGUUUUGUGACGCAAGCUUUGAACGGCCUGCAGUUCUUGUCGAGGAAAUUGUGCUGCGUCAAAUACUAUCGCCCACGGCCUCGAGCCUAACUGAUAGCGAGGAUAUGGAGGAUUCCUCCUUCCAUCGUACCGGUAAAAUGGUUUGGAAGGAAGAUAUCGACCAGCCAUUAGGCAGAUGGCAAGCCCGGAUACUGCAAGAACCUUCUUUGACAGGAAGAACGGCUUUUAUUCUCGAUCGCUUUUGUCACAAACGAGCGCAUGCAAAGGUGUUGUGUCUGGGCUUUGCUAAUCCCUGGGACACUCUACUCGGGCAGACCGGCGCUUGUAUAGUCCCAAGCUUUCCGUCUAUGAAGCUGGAAGACUGCACGUCUUUUGACUCUUUGCAGGAGUGGGACAACGAGCUGAGACGCGAUAGCCGGCUACCUUCUCCAACGCCCGGGUCUCAUAAGUAUGACCUAGUGUUUCUAGACUCUGCUUCAUUCAACAAAGAGAAGUGCCCCGGCCAGACAUGGACAACUCAGCAAGACUGGAUGCUGUCAGCAGUUACGAAAACGUGCGUUGCUGAUGCAUGGUUGGUCAUUGUAUGUGACGACAGUAGCCACGCGGCAGCAGCUGAGCAGGUCUGGAGCAGCUUUUCGAGGCAGUCAAGUGUCACCACCAUUUUACUGUCCGAAUCAUCUGUAGCCAUGCUGCCAGGUAUUAACACCGAUCCCGUCGCGCCACUUACAAGAUACGCAACCGAUACGGCGGUGAAUCAUAGGGUUCACCGGUUGCUGCCAGAAUUGUGCCAAGAUGGCAUAGUUGUCAUUGGACCAGGACAUGACAACCGACCAUUGCAAUCCGGCAUCCGCAACUCGCUCCUUGACAAGCUUGCUUCACUCGGGAUCAAGUCUUCCUACAUACCACUUGACACGCUCACUUCCAACGAUUUACAACAGAGACCUGUGAUCUCCUUGGUGGAGUUUGGCUCACCGUUUGUUUACAACUGGUCCAAGAACGACUUAGAGAAAUUUCGCAUGCUGAUAUGCUCGGCUUCGCUUUUGCUUUGGCUGACAACUGCCGACUUCCGGUCGCCAUCAUCGGAGACAACCCUUCGCUAUGCACCCACAGUAGGCCUCCUCCGGACUAUACGGGCCGAAUUCCCAGAUCUGAAACUACCCCUUCUGGAUAUUUCAGCUGCAACAAGCCAAGACCGACCUGAGCAGGUGAUAAAGACAAUCCUGGAGGUACUUCAAAGCAACUUGGCAUACACCGCGCGAGAAAACACGGCCGAAGCUGGCUCUUUGCACAACCUAAUAAUGCCAGAGAGCGAAUACUCGGAGGUGGACGGGCGUCUGUUUAUUCCAAGGGUCUUGGCCCACGCCGAAUCGGACCGGUACAUUGCCGCUGAGACCUCCCUUCGUCGGCAAACUCAUCUCUUUCCUGCCAUGGUAGGGAAGAUGCAGGAGAUAGUUGCCUCAUCCCAGGAAAGUCACCAGCUCUGGGUCAGAUCCCGCAAUGGUACGAAGAACGCUUAUUGGGUUCUCCGGGGCCACGAAGACAGCCAGCCUGAAAGGAGGUACCUGUCGGACAUGUCAUCCGUCCGCGAUAUCGCCUCUAUCAGACUACAAUACGCAGCGACUCACACUUCCGAUAUGGCGGAGGCCAGUGAUACGAGUCCUUUCAUGGCAGUCAUGGCCCAGCAAACUGUCGGUGUUGUGGAGGGCUUAGCAGGAGACCGAAACACAGAUAUUUUCGGCAGUGUAGUCAGCCCCGGGGACGUCGUAUUCAGCAUCACACGGCGGCCAGUCCAGCCGAUGUUCUCCGAAGACAUUGGCAGUCUAAUUCGACUGCCCGAUGCCCUCGUUAAACUGUCGCCUGCCGUUGCCUACUGGCUUGGCCCGCUGUCCACGGCGUUUUACAUUCUCUCCAAGACGGCUGGUUUAUCCCCGGGCGACUCUCUGCUUGUUGACGUCGGCGACGACACAGUUCUACAAAGAGCUCUGCUCCAAGUAGCCAAGUGCCUAGGCGUUGGCAGGGUGUUUGUUGUCGCAGGAGAGCGAUGCUCGGAGCCAGUCCCAUCAUUCGAUAGCCCUACUGUGACACUUCCCCGACUCAGUCUCACAUCGGCCAGAUUGAUUCGGUCGGCCACAGGGGGUGUUAAUAUCGUCGUAUCCAAGCUAAGCAGUUUCGGAGUAGUCCGGCGAUUCUCUAUGGUUUUGGCCGACGAUGCUCGUGUGAUUGGUGUCAACUCCUUGAGCCAAGCUGAAGCUCUGAAGGGCUUGCUAUCCACGAUCAAAGGCAUUCAGUUCAUUGAUCCACACGACAUUCCGGCAUUCGACGUGAAAAUCAACCCCUCGUUUGAAAUGGCUCUCUCAACUGUAUUGCGUUGGAUUGAGCAGGGACGCAUUAGUCUUGCUGAGCCUCUCCAGCAGUUGCGGGCCGCGAAUGCAGCACUUGUUGCAAGAACCUUCACGUCCAACACGUCACCGCCAAAGCAUGGCGAAACAGCAAGAGUCCUGCUUUCGAUUGAAGCUUCCGAUGUGGCAGUUUUUCAUCGGCAGCACCCAGUGUCAACGCCGCAUCUGACCGGAUUUGACUGGAGAGAAACAACAGUUUUGGAUCCAAAAGGCACUUACAUCAUAUCUGGCGGCUUGGGUGCUCUUGGUCUGCCACUGGCAGAAAUGCUCUGUGAGCUUGGAGCUCGUAAACUUGUUCUCCUUUCACGUUCGGGGCACCCGACACAGCCCGACACGAUCUCUGUCCUCGAGGGACUGGAGGCGAGAGGGUGCUGUGUAGAGGUCGCGCAGUGCGAUAUCGCUUCCAAAGACGAUGUGGAAAUGCUAGCUCAGCGACUCAAGGAGCGUCAGGAUUUCUGUUUGCGUGGGGUUAUCCAAUCUGCCAUGGUGUUGGCGGACAGCACAUUCUCUAAUAUGACCAUGGAUCAAUGGCAGGCGGCAACAAAACCCAAGAUACAGGGCAGCUGGAAUCUGCAUAACCUCACAGUACAGUUGUCAAACCACAAGGCGGAAAACCGCAAGGAGGGAGGUCAGGGACUCGACUUCUUCAUCUUGAUGUCUUCUGUGUCCGGCGUCAUUGGCAACAGUGCUCAGGCCAAUUACUGCGCCGGCAACACAUUCGAAGACGCUUUGGCACAUUACCGUCGUGCCAAUGGAUUCCCGGCCACCAGCCUGAAUAUUGGUUUGGUAUCAGACUCUAGCCACUUUGGGAGGGGCACCAUGUCGAGUUACGGCAACGUUGACGAAUAUCUGGCCAUGUUUGGUCAUCUCGCUCCGGUGACGGUCACCACAGAAGAGAUGUUUGCUAGCGUCAAGAUGGUUUUAACCAUGUCUAGAUCGCGGUCCAACUCAGGUCAAUCGACUUCAUGCGAUAUUCCAACGCAACUGAUUGUAGGAAUCUCCGACCGUAUUCCACGUCACGAGGACCUAUUGAACAGAUGGCCGAUGGACCGCAAGUUUGAUCACCGCACUGCUUCGGAUGUGGCGGAUAGUCCGGGACAAGGAGCCGGGAAGCAAAGCAUCGGAAAAUUCGGAAUUCAGGAGAUGAUGGCUUCAGCGAAAGACAUUGGUGACGCCAGACGAUACGUUGAAGAGCUUUUGAGGAAGAAGGUAGCCCAGGCCACGGGCAUCGAAGUGGACAGCGUUGAUGCCGAGAGGAGUUUGGUGACAUUCGGCAUUGACUCGUUGAAGGCGACGGAGAUACGAAACUGGGUCACCAAAACCCUCAAGAGUGAAUUAUCCGUCUUUGAUAUCCUUUCGCCGGCACCGAUCUCCGCGUUGUCGUUGACAAUUUCAACACGGAGCAAGAUGUUUGACAAAUUUAGAGACUCGAAGGAUGAUUGA